CAUUGAACAUCGCUCAUCCCCUAAAGCAAACAUGGCGACGGCAGCCUUGUCUGUUGACAGUCGCCGGCUUUAAACUAUUUAUUUCAGACCUCUGCAGUCGCAACUUGCACACUAAUCUUUAUACCUACACCACGCGCAUCUCACGUCCCAGUGCACCGCAGCUGCCAUGUCCAGAAAAACGGACGCCACAGGGUCCCAGAGCUUGUCCUCUGGCAGCAGCGAGCCUGUCAAGUCCCACAGGACGACGAUACAGAGCGGUCGUAUAGCCAUGGUGGCGAUGGACUCGACCACCGCGCCCUUGACGGACGAGGCGAUGAGCUCCAACUAUCACACGGCGUUCACGACCGGGUCGGAGAUGACGUAUCCGUGCGGGACAGAGGUGGAGGACAAUGUGGACGGCAGGAGCGACACGGUGGAGUCGGCGACGACGAAAUGUAUCAAGGAGGUUAUGAGACAACGAAAGGUCAGUUGGGGGUCACACGUCAGAAACUGGCUAUCCGUUGUGGCGUAGGAAUGGAGAGGGUGGUCCGUCUCUGGCGGCACAUUUCACAUUUCUCUUAUAUUUAGGGGCUGCAUUUUCGUUCAACUGCAGAUGAUUUUCUGCUUGGAAGAAGGUGUUAGAAAGCUUGACCCAUGCUGACGGAACUAACCCAAGCUGCGGCACUGUUUGGGGGUGGGGGGAGAAUCUUUUUUAAAGUUGUUUUCGCGGGAAGCAAGAUGGUGAUUGACAGAGUUAAAUAGUGAUGCCAUUUCAUAUUUUAAAUUAUCUAUAAAUCUCUUUUAGUUUCAGUGUUGUAAUUAUUGAGUGUACAAAAAAAAAAGAGGCUAAAGUAGACAAUUCGCUCAAUGACGUCAUGAAUGUGUUUAUUUACCUCAAUAGGUUUAGGUUUCAGGUUAGGUAAAGGGAUAUGUUUAGGGUUAUGGGUUAGGUUUAAGGAUAGGUUUAGCGUGACCUUUCAUGGGUCGUGGCAAUCAAAAUUGCGGCUGUGGCACGGAUUGUCUGAAUUUACCAAAAAUAAUAAUUUAUAAAGAAUUUGAUGUAGGCAGCGAAAUUUUCGGACGAGAUCCCACGUUUGACCAUGACAUGUAGAUAUUACUGUGGUCAAAAUUCAGAGACUGCAACAUGGCUUAUUAUAUUAUGAUGAAAUGACUAAGAUUUAAAUAUUAAGUUGUGAUUCCCUUUUUUUUUUAAAGUCAAAGACAAGACGAUAGCCUGUAAGGUUUCAUUCGAUGAUCACUUUUCCUUUUGUCCAACCAACAUCCUCAGAUGAUGCGACGCAUCCCACUGAUCACCCUGGGCACCACCACGACCUUCGUGGCCUUCAUCAUCGUCGUCGCCUUUAUAUGGUCAGCGCGACACACGGCGGCGACAGCCUAGCGCCCUGGUACACAGUCCACCAGCCACCAGAGGUCGGGUUCCUCAGCGUGCAGGCAGAGUCGGUUACAGGCUAACAAUUUCAGCUUGGUUGUGCCCACUAAAAGCCAUCCAUCUCAAACGUGGACCAAUCAUCAACUGGUCAGACUGAAACAUUCCCACCAAGCAUGAUUAAAUCAUCUCAUGCUUAGAUUGAAACUUUCUCCCAAGCAUGGACCAUCAGCAAAUGAUCAGAUUGAAACUGUCGUCCAAGCACGGUCCAUUAGAAUAUUGUCAGACUGAAACUUUCUUCCAAGCAUACUCCAUUAGAAUAUGGUGGGAUGAAAUUUUCUCACAAGCACGGUCCAUCAGAAUAUGGUCAGAUUGAAACUUUCUCCGAAGUUUUGAUCUUCCAACCAAUGUUGAUGACCUGAUGCAACGCUCUGAUUUUAGUAUCUUGAACAUUACACCUGACCACAUUAUACUUAACCACAUGACACUUGACAACUUUUCUACUGAAAUAGUUUGAAAGUGCAUACAUAUUUACACAUUCAUGAAACAUUCUCUCCAAGCAAUGUCAAAAUUUAAAUCUUAUGUCGAGUUUCUUUAGGGGAGGAGAAUAUUAUGUAUAUCAAAUUUUAUAGACACUCGGUUAUUGGGAUAGUGGUCUACGGAAGCCACUAGAGGCUUAGCGGGUGUACACUUGCAUGAAAAAUUUAUGAUUUGGUUGAAAUGAUCUCUUAACAUCCAGGAUUAGAAUUUAUUUAAUUAUUAGCGUGUCUCAUAUUUGAUUUUAACUUUAGAAAAAUGAUGAUAAAAAAAUAACAAAUCAAAACAGAAAAAUGUGUGUGUCUUAAAAGCUGAAAAUCUAGUGUAAUAAACAUUGCUAAACAUGA
Messenger RNA from Lymnaea stagnalis (great pond snail), 2250 nucleotides. NCBI's taxonomy places the organism in Eukaryota, Metazoa, Mollusca, Gastropoda, Lymnaeidae. The record is from the annotation of a GenBank genome assembly.